UAGUCGUCUUACAACUUUUCAAUCAAACUCCCUCAACGUGAUUCGAAAUGAGUGUUAAUAUUGUAAAUAUCCUGAAUUUGAAAGGCGAUGGACAACAUUGGAUGGAUAGUGUUUUUGUGAGAGCUUGUUAGAGCGGGUGAAUGGAAAAUGGCAUACUUGAUGGCUCGGCCAUUUUCUGUCCAGCUUCUCUCUCUCAUUUAGAAUAAAUGAACUCGUUUCCAUCGACUGUUCUCUAUAUUGGAGGGAUACACGUGGGCUAUAAUGCCAAGAAAGGGGAGAAAUGUGGAAUCCAAGUCUAUUGAUAACGAGAUGCCCAAGGAAACUACAGUGCGAUCCAGGAAAAGAAAAGCUGACGUUGCCAUUUAUUUGCAAGACCCAGAUGAAGUGGCAGAGAUGAUAAAAAAGAAACAGUGUGGAACUCAGGUGUGCUGGAAUCCUGAGUCAGUUUUCACAAGCCCGUGCAGGCGGAUCCCCACGCCUGACAAUGAAGUCGAUCAACCAGUUGCCUUGAAUACCACUGGGUUUUCUGCUCAGUACACCUUCAAAAACAUAUUUGUCACCCCCACCAGGUCUUCCCCUCUUCCUGUGCUAUGCUGGGCAAGCAGAGAUGACGUAUGGAACAACCUGUUGAAGAAAGAUGAGACGUAUUCUCGAGACAUCCACAUCAUGAUGAAACACCCACACCUCCAACCCAAGAUGAGGGCUAUUCUUCUGGACUGGCUAAUAGAGGUGUGCGAGUUGUACAAGCUGCACAGAGAAACCUUCUACCUGGCUCAGGAUUACUUUGAUAGGUUCAUGGCCACGCAGACCAAUGUUUUCAAGUCAACACUACAGCUCAUCGGCAUCUCUUCUCUGUUUAUAGCUGCCAAAAUGGAGGAAAUCUACCCUCCAAAGCUGCAUCAAUUUGCCUAUGUUACUGAUGGUGCCUGUACUGAGGAUGAUAUCUUAUGUAUGGAGCUAAUCAUUAUGAAGGAGCUGAAGUGGCGUUUGAGUCCCCAGACAUCUGUGUCCUGGCUAAACAUCUACAUGCAGAUUGCCUACCUGAAAGAGUCCGAGGAGGUUCUCAUCCCACAGUACCCGCAAACUACGUUUGUACAGAUUGCCGAGCUCCUGGACCUGUGUGUGUUGGAUGUGAAAUCUCUGGAGUUCUGCUAUGGAGUCCUGGCUGCCUCUGCCUUGUUCCAUUUCUCCUCGCUGGAGCUGGUGGAGAAAGUCUCAGCGCUGAAGUGGUUAGACGUUGAGGCUUGUGUGAGGUGGAUGGUCCCCUUUGCCAUGUCCAUCAGAGAAGUGGGCAGCUCAGCCCUGAGGCCCUUCAAAGGAAUCCCAGCAGACGACAUGCAUAACAUUCAGACCCAUGCUGCCUAUCUGGACUGGAUGGCGAAGGCAUGCUCCUACCCACAAGUGGACGUAGAUCGCAGCCAGAGUUCCCCAAUACCGUCCGGAGUGCUCACUCCACCCCCCAGCAGCGAGAAACCAGAGGGCAUCGUCUCUUGAUUUCCGUUGGGUUAGUAUGGGCUGAGGAAGUCUCAAGAUUGGGACCAAGAUAUUGUAGGACUGGGAGAAAUCCAUUGCAUUACACCAACAUGUGCUCAAAUGCUUUUUCUAUAUGCGUGCAGGUGUUUUGGUGCUAAGGUGAAUGGAUGUCUGUUUUUGAGUGAUUGACAGUUUUUAAUUGGAGUGUUGCCAAGCUGGACCACCUGCCAAAAACCCAGAGCUGUCACUGGCUCUGGGUGCUGCUAAAGAAGGUGGACUUGGAUUGAUGGAACAGUGGAUGAAUGUGUGUGUGUAGCUCACGCUUGCCAUUUUGAGAAAGAUAAUACUGCCAGGUUUGGGGACCAGUAGCUCUGCUGCCAAAAUGGACAAGUGGAACAGCCUGCUUCAGAAGCAGAAAUAUGGAUUGUAUUAAGAUUUUAACUCUGCAACUUUCUCUCUUGCAUUUGAGUUUUUACCAAAAUGUAUGAUAUUUGUUUUGAAAUGAGAUGCUGCUACUUAUUUUUUAAAUAAAGUCACUGUCGCAGACAGCUUUUAUGUUUUACAA
Molecule: messenger RNA, 2038 nt
Organism: Salvelinus fontinalis (brook trout)
Lineage: Eukaryota; Metazoa; Chordata; Actinopteri; Salmoniformes; Salmonidae
Product: G1/S-specific cyclin-E1-like
Exons: 12
Coding region: 262-1494 (410 amino acids)
Biological process (GO): regulation of cyclin-dependent protein serine/threonine kinase activity; G1/S transition of mitotic cell cycle
Cellular component (GO): cytoplasm; centrosome; cyclin E1-CDK2 complex
Molecular function (GO): cyclin-dependent protein serine/threonine kinase regulator activity
Source: RefSeq, a predicted model, not a curated record